Lytechinus pictus (painted urchin) is the source of this 4509-nucleotide messenger RNA. RefSeq names its product anaphase-promoting complex subunit 7-like. Gene Ontology annotation, biological process: cell division; protein ubiquitination; positive regulation of mitotic metaphase/anaphase transition. Gene Ontology annotation, molecular function: protein binding. Gene Ontology annotation, cellular component: anaphase-promoting complex. The record is from RefSeq and is a predicted model, not a curated record. Bases 104 to 1792 code for a protein of 562 amino acids. The transcript is spliced from 15 exons. NCBI's taxonomy places the organism in Eukaryota, Metazoa, Echinodermata, Echinoidea, Temnopleuroida, Toxopneustidae.
CCUUUCAAACUUGGUUCAUAAGUGCCUACCUUGAAUUUGGGAGUGUGAAUUUUACACUUGUUAACAAGUUAAGCACAGCAAGUAGGAAGAAAAAACCGUCAGAAUGGGUGUCUGGUUGAUGGAUCACAUUCGCCUCCUGCGAAAGGAAGGACUCUUUGGAAAUUUGUCUAUUUUGGCAAACCUAGUGAAAACUGCUAGUGAACAGAAUACUGAAUUGUUGACAGUGGCGGAGAGAUAUCAACUAUUGGUCUACUAUGCAGAUGCACUGUAUGAAGAACAGGAGUACAAGAGGGCUGAGGGUAUGUACCGGAAAGCUUUGCAGCUAAAAAAGAUGAUCAACAAGUCCAAGGUCAAAGGCCAAACUCAAAGCAGUCAACAAUCAGAUGAUAACCUACCUUCAGAGCUAGAUGUCAGGUUUCGUAUCUACCAGUGUCACAACAGUCUUAAAAACCAUCGAGAGGCCCUCGCUGUGCUUGAGAGUAUUCCUGCUAAGAUGCGAGAACCCAAAGUGAACAUGGCCCUGGCUAAGCUCUAUCAGAAGAUUGGAAUGGAGAGAUCUGCUAUCUAUGGUUACAAAGAAGUACUGAGGCAAUGUCCUCUGGCUCUACAAGCUGUUCUUGGUGUCCUGUCACUAGGGGUCAGAGGAACAGAGAUAGCUGCCUUCACAGUCCAUAGCAUGCCCAGCGGUGCAAACAUGGAAUGGUUAUCCUUUUGGUUGAAAGGUCAUGCCUACAGCGCUAGUAAGGAGUACAGCAAGGCAAUCAGUACCUUCAAAGCUCUUGAGAGUGGGAGUGUGUUGAGAGAAAACACAGAUGUCCUUUGUUGUUUGGCAGAGAAUUAUUUCAUGUCCGGUGAUAUGGCUACAGCAUCUACCAUCUACCAAAGGGUUCACUCCCUGGACCCGCAUCAUUUGAGAGGAAUGGAAAUCUACUCCUACAUUCUUUACAAAGAAAAGAAAGUAAAGCAACUCCAGAGUCUAUCCUCAGAGCUUAUGGAAGUCACAGAUAAGAGAGGUGAACCCUGGGUUGCCAUGGGCUACUACUGUCUUUACCCGACAGCAAGAUAUGCAAGAUCUGUAUACUUUGCAGAAAAGGCCUAUCCACUGAAAGGAGGCAAGGUACAGGCCCUGUUGCUCAAGGGUAAAGGCUUAUUAGAGAUGAACAAGGUUCCUGAAGCUACUCUUCACUUCAGAGAGGCUGUCAGGUGUGCUCCUAGUAGAUUUGAGGCUCAUGAAGGUUUGGUUGAGUGCUAUGUGAAGGCCAACAGAAUACGAGAUGCCAUAACAACAUUUACCAACUCAGUCAAGGUGCUAGGCAACAAUCCUCGUACUAUCACCUUCCUUGCUUCUCUCCUUGCCAGAGAUAGACCAUCAAUAGAUAAGGCUAAAUCUCUUCUUGAUAAGACGUUAUUCCAGGAUCCUAACUACCUCCCAGCAAUCUAUCUCAUGGUGGAUAUACUCAAUCAAGAACAAAAAUACGCAGAUGCCAUCAGUCUAAUUCGCAAGCAGCUUGAGCAGCAGAGUACAAGUCAGCUCCAUCAGAUGUUGGGCGAUUGUCUGGCACUCAAUAGUGAACCACAGGAAGCACUUGAUCAGUAUAGUAUAGCACUCAGUAUGGAUCCCGGCAACGACAAAGCGAUGCAAGGAAUGCACAAGGUUGAGAAGUCAAGCGAUAGUCUAGAAGCAACAGCUGAAGAUGAUAUGGAUGCUAUAGAGGAGAGUGGAGAGGAUGUAGGGGAGUAUGAAAACAGUGACCCUGAAGGAUCAUGGGUUGACAAUGAGUGGUUAAGCUGAUGCGAGUCAUGCGGCUGUAAUCAGAGAGGGAGCUUUAGAGGAAGCCAUUUUUUCUACUGAAGUUAAACAUCAGACAUUAAUGGUCAAGGAUGAUGGCAGUGUUUAUAUUUCAGUGAAAAGACAUGGACAAAGUGAUUGAUAUACUUUGAGGGUUUUUGCUUCGAGUUACGUGUUCACCAGUGAACUGCUACGUAAAUACACCGUAGUAGUCUGCUUAGUGAUCGCUGCAGACAGUCAUUGGAGAGAAGCAAUGCAAGACACUGAGCAUGCCCAGACUUGACUGAUUGACAUUGCCUGACAUAGCACCUGCUCAUGAUGACAUGGCUUUCCCCCAAAUCACAUCCUUCACUAGACAGAAUAAUGGACAGGCAGCAAAUAUUUGCGCAUGUGGUCUAUCAUGUUAGCUAACAAUUUUGUAUUCAGUGAACACGAAAAGGAAGCUAUUCUGACGUUCAGGCACUUGCUUAUCAAUCCAUGAGUCAAUGUGCAAAUCGAAAAGUCCCCCUACUAGUGUUAUUGAACCUGAGAAUGAAUUCCCAUUGUGUCCUCUGCAACUUGAAGUCAUCAUAUAGUUCUAGUGUACAAUGAUAUACAGUUGUGCUCAAAAAUUAGUGAACCCCAUCACAAAAUGCACUCCUUCAUGCCGAGUCCUGAAUGUAGAAAACAACACUACAAUGCUCGGCAAGCCCAGGGAAACAAACUUUAUUGAAUAUUAUAUAUUAUCACCAGACCUCACAAUAAAAUAUCUAAAACAUUGCAGAACCUGAAUGCUUUAAAUAUGGUCAUUUUCUGGUGGGGUUCACUAACUUUUGAGCAGCACUGUAAUAUGUAAGUAUGUAUAGUCAAACCUGUCUUUUGAAAAGCCACCUAGAGGAAACAGAAAAAGUGGCCACUAGAGACAGGUUUUCAUGGUUUAUUUCCAAUUCAUCCAGUUGCCAACUCGUCUACUACCAUUUGGUCUAUCAUCAGUUCAUCUACUCACCAUAUGGUCUUUCAUUUAGUCUAAUGCCAUUCCGUCUAAUAACCAGUUGGUCCAAUAGCAAUUUAGUCCAUGUACCAUUUGGUCUAAUUAAACUGACGUGUUGAUUGUGCAAAAUGAAUCCAAAGAAAAUGGGUAUUAGACCAACUGGUUAUUGGAUGAAAUGGUGAUUAUACCAAGUAAUGAUUGGACCAAAUUCUUGUUAGACGAAAUGUUGGACGGAAUGGCAUUAGACUAAAUGAAGUUAGACUAUGUGGUGAGUGGACGAGUUGGCAAUGGACAAAUUGGCAAUUUACCGUUUUCACUUUAGUCCGGUAACCACUAAGACUGGUUUGACUGCAUUGCAUUAUCAGGGCCCAUCUUACAAAUCAUCGCUGCGAUUGAUCUGAUCAGUCGCAACCAUGGCAAGCCAGCGAUGCUAAGAACCAAAAUGAUUUUUUUUUAUAUGAUGCAUCUGCAAACAUUCGUUUUGCAGACUCCUCUUUGUUCGCAAAAGGAUGGGUGAAUUUCCUCGAUGUGAGAUGAAUUACAGCUCUUUGUAAGAUGGGGCCCAGAGCACCAUUUCAUGAAAAAUCUUUCCAUCUAUUUUAAUUUACAAAUUUAGUCUUGGUAAUGAUUCAUUUUAUUGCUAUUAUUAUGAUGAAAAUGAUAUUUGAUAGUAAUAACAAUGAUAUAUGAUUAUUUACAUGGAUCUUAGUUAUAGACAUAGUUCAAAGUGCUUAUAGAUCAGUAAUAUUACAAUCUAGGAAUAAAUAUUUCCUGCAUACAAUGUUUGCACAUAUUCCAUUCCUUGGUAAAUAAUCCCAUUAAUUGCUCAUAAGGCGCUCACAAUGCUAGUAAUUACAAUUCUAAUAUUUCAAUGUGUGUUUAGAUGUCAGCCUAAAAAAAAAGGUAAAAACUAUAAAUCAGCAGCCAAGAUCUCAAGGGGUGUUGAUUUAACCCGUCCCCCCACCCAAAAAAAACCUGGUGGGUGUUUCAUAAAGCUGUUCGUAAAGUUACGCACGACUGGAACAUGUUCUUAGGUCAUAACUCAAUUACAUAGGGAUAUCACAUAGCACAAGAAAAGAUCACCAGUCGUGCGUUAAGUCAUUUGUAUCUUACGAACAGCUUUAUGAAACACCCAUCAGGUCUGGUUGGUGUUAAAAUAAUUAUUGCCACAACCAGAACUGUCAUUCAUUAUAUUCACAUUCAUCAUCAUUACCAUUAGGCCCAUCAUCACUACCAUUUGGACAUCACUAGUAUCGUCAUCAUUGCCAACACAUCAUCUCUACCAAUACAACCAUCAUCACUAGCACAAUCAUCAUCAUCACUAACAAUAGGACCAUCAUCAUCAUUAUAGCACUUCUAAAACAUCACCACAAUCAAUGAGUAUCUGUACUGUCCUCAUCAAUUGCUAUCAGUACAAAAGUCACCACCAACCACAUCAUUAUGUAAUGCAAGAGAAACCUCUAAAAUUGAACUAUAUGUUCACAUCACUUUGUGUAGUUAAAAGAGUUCAUUUCUUUCUUGAAGUUUGUCAGCAAUUACAAAGAAAUUUAUGCUAUGGUCACAAAUACCUUUAAGAAUGCUGUACGAACAAUUUUUAUACAUAACAAUAAAUGGUACGAGAUCGUUUGUGUGGCGUUCGUAAAGGUAUUUGUGACUGCAGUAUAAAGUGAAAUCCAUGGUUAUGACAGGCUGACAAGCAUUAUGCUCCCACUGUUGCUUAUUAAACUGAAUGAUAACUUCUCAGUACAGA